This is a messenger RNA of Diutina rugosa, 771 nucleotides long. RefSeq names its product SNAP receptor. NCBI's taxonomy places the organism in Eukaryota, Fungi, Ascomycota, Pichiomycetes, Serinales, Debaryomycetaceae. The record is from RefSeq and is a predicted model, not a curated record. Bases 1 to 771 code for a protein of 256 amino acids. The transcript has a single exon.
AUGGAUACCGUCGUCCAGAGCAUCGAUGCCCACGUCGCCACCGUGUCGCUGUUGCUGAUUCCUGACGUGCUUGAUUACGAUGGCGACACCUACUCCCACUAUAUUCAAUCCCCCGUGCUCAUGAAGACGCGUCUUGAUGCCAUCCGUUCCGACGUCACUGUCCUCCAGGGCCAGGCAGAACGGUUGCCGCUGUCACCUCGAGUAGCGGAGCUACGGAAACAGAUUGAGUGGGUGUUGUGUGAAUUGCUCGAUCAGAAGAGCUAUGUCGUGGAUCGCAUGAUCAGAGACCAACAGCGGCACCAGCAAGCAAUGCUGGCGGCGACCCAAGGGGACUCUCACGAUGACAAACCCCGCGGCAGCGUGUCGUCAAUGGCAGUGGCCACCGACGAAGACCUCCUGCUGCUCCGGAAACGUUUGCUUGUGGGCGGCGAGUCGACGAAGUUGGAUGAUAAUGAACUUAAUGACUACCACGAUAACGUCCAGCACGACUUGAUCAACGAACUCUCAGACCUUACGCUGACACUUCGACUGGGAGCAGUGGCUCUUAGUCAAAAGAUUUUGGGCGACGACUUGACCAUUCUUAACGAGACCAAUGAAAACUUAUUGAAGAACCUGUCCACGUUACGCAGGAUUGACAACAAUUUGAACAAGUACUUGGAAAGCAAGACGGGUGGUAAAGUCGGGUGGAUUUACAUGAUCAAAAUCGCCAUCAUUGUCGCCGUGGUGCUUGUGGCGGCGUUGCUCAUGAUAGCCCUCGUCCCUCGGUUCUGA